AUGGCUUCGUCAGAGUACAAUUAUGAUGAGGAAGGUGAAACAUGGCCGUUCUUUGUAUUGGCAUUGUUGACUUUUGUCUUGAUACCAUUUACCAUCAAGUAUGCCACGAGACUAACCUCCUCUGAUCCAGACAAGGUUAAUGCAACGGUUGUGGGGGCAAUCAAGGAAAAUGCAGAUACAGUAAAAGUCCCAAAUUUGAAGAACCUCAAUGAUUACAAGAAGAAGCAGAGGUCACUGAAGAUCUUUAACAAGACGUUAUUGGUUUUGGUUAUUGGAUGGAGUGCAGUCUUUUUCGUUGGCAAAUAUUUGACCAAGGAAACAGACAUGUCUGGUUUAUUCGAUCCUUAUACGAUAUUGGAUGUUUCCUUCUCAGCAAGUGAUAGGGAAAUCAAGAGUCAUUACAGAAAGUUGUCAUUGAAAUACCACCCGGAUAAGUUACCAAGGGAUUUAACUGAAGAAGCCAGGUUAAAAAUGGAACAGGAAUACAUUAGGUUAACCAGUGCUUACAAAGCAUUGACGGACGAAGUAACUAGAGAAAAUUUUAUCAAAUAUGGCCACCCCGAUGGGGAGCAACCAACAACACAUGGCAUUGCCAUUCCCAAAUUUCUUGUUGAAGGAAAGUAUUCAUCGUUGGUGGUGAUUUUCUAUGUUGCACUUAUUGGAAUCUUGUUGCCAUGGGUUGUUGGAAAAUGGUGGAGUACUGUGAAGAACUAUACCAAGAAGGGGUUGCAUGUCAAAACUGCAGCUAGUAUUGUCCGCAAAUUGGCAGAUAAAGAUCCGGCCAAGGUAAUUACUCCUGAUGUGGUUCUUGACCACAUUUUGGACUGCGAAGAUGUUAAUGCGUUGUUGUCUGACUUGACUUUUGAAGAACGGAAAGAUUUGGUUUAUGCUCAUUUCAAUCGUGAAAUCUCUAGUGACAACAAAAGAGAAAAGAACAAAACGGAAUUAGUUGCAAUUUUGCCACUUUUAAUUGAAGGAUUUAUUGACAUUGCAUUGGUAUUCAGAUUGCAAGAGGCAGUAAUUGCCGCUGAAGAUUUGAAAAAGGCAGUCUUUCAAGCUGUUAGCCCAAAUGGAAAGUACCAGGAGCUUUUGCAAUUACCAUUCGUUGAUGAAGGUGUGGUCAAGCAACAGCCAGUAAAGAAGUUGGGUAAGUUAUUUGCGUUAGAAUCCUCUGAGGCUCAAAAGGUAUUGGGCAUCAAAGAUGACGAUGAAUUCAAAAGGACAAUGUCUGUUGCCGCACUGAUUCCAUCUCUUAGAAUCAUAGAAGCUGAAGUGAGAGUCCCAGGUGAGGAAACUGUGACUCCAAAUUCGAGUGGUCACAUUUCAGUCAAGUUUCUUGUCAAAUCACCCAAAUUAAAGUCAUGUCCUGAAAUCGAAGAUGAGAGAUUGAAGGACGAAGAGACUUUGGAGUAUAUGAAGAACCCAUUUAGUGUCAACGAUUUGGCUCCAAAAUUACCAUUUGCUUUCACUCCGUAUUUUCCCAAGCCAGUCCGCUGUGGUUGGACUUGUUAUGUCAUUGCCCAAAGAGAAAAUAAGUUAGUGGAAAACAGUCAGGCCUAUGUUUUAGAGAAUGUCGAUCUUUCAAACUUGAGUUUGACUCAAGAGGAAUGGAUAGAUGGGAAGAAAGUUGUGGUCAGUACUUUUAAAAUCCCUCUACCUGCUGCACUGGGAAACGUGGGAAAAUACUAUUAUCGAUUGAUAAUGAAGAAUAACGCGUACUAUGGGUCCGAUGUUGAUGUUCCUGUUGACUUGGAGGUUGUCCCACCAUCCCAAGAAAAGAGUUUGGCUGGAAUCAAGAAAAUGAUGGAGAAGCGUAAGAAAGGGGAUGAUGAUGAUUCAGAUGAAGAGGAAGAAGAAGAAGACUCGGAUAGUGAUAUAUCAGAUCCAGAAGAGGAUAGCUUGGCUGGAGCUCUUGCUGCAUUGAGAGGAGAAGCCACGUCGAAGAAAUCAGACAAAGUAGAAGAACUCGAUGAAGAGGAGGAUGAGGAGGAGGACGAAGAUGUGUUUACUGAUAUCAACACCGAUACAGAGGACGAAGCGGAUUGA
This is a messenger RNA of Lodderomyces margitis, 2046 nucleotides long. RefSeq names its product protein-transporting protein. Bases 1 to 2046 code for a protein of 681 amino acids. Lineage: Eukaryota; Fungi; Ascomycota; Pichiomycetes; Serinales; Debaryomycetaceae. Gene Ontology annotation, molecular function: transmembrane protein transporter activity; RNA binding. The record is from RefSeq and is a predicted model, not a curated record. Gene Ontology annotation, cellular component: Sec62/Sec63 complex. Gene Ontology annotation, biological process: post-translational protein targeting to endoplasmic reticulum membrane; SRP-dependent cotranslational protein targeting to membrane. The transcript has a single exon.